Colossoma macropomum (tambaqui) is the source of this 7917-nucleotide messenger RNA. RefSeq names its product low density lipoprotein receptor-related protein 4 (gene lrp4). The record is from RefSeq and is a predicted model, not a curated record. The transcript is spliced from 38 exons. The coding region runs from base 317 to 6061 and encodes 1914 amino acids. NCBI's taxonomy places the organism in Eukaryota, Metazoa, Chordata, Actinopteri, Characiformes, Serrasalmidae. Gene Ontology annotation, molecular function: calcium ion binding; protein binding.
GAGUGAGAGAGAGAGAGAGAGAGAGAGAGAGAGAGGAGGAGUGCGUGUAUGAGUGUGUGUGCGAGCGAGCGCGCGAGAGAGAGAGUGUGUGAAGGCUCUGGCCGUGGAGCCGUAGCUCACUUUUCCUCUCAACUUCUUCGCACGAGACUUCUUUCACGCGAAAAAAGAAAGGAUAAAUGAAAUAAAACAACACGAGCCAUGAUGUGAAGCUGUGAAGCGCGCGCACACGGGCUUUUAUCUUCGAUCGUUUGCAAAGAAACAAAAUAUCCAAGCCUGAACGACGGAGAGAGAGAAGAGAGAGAGAGAAAGAGAAACAAUGAAGCCUGUAGCUGUUCUUCCAGCUACUCUGUUAACUUUGCUGCUCUGCUCUCAAGGUGUGCUGGGCAGUGCAGAGUGUUCGUGCGGGCGGAAUCACUUCACCUGUGCGGUCAGUGCGUUUGGAGAGUGCACCUGUAUACCAGCACAGUGGCAGUGUGACGGAGAUAACGACUGUGGAGACCACAGCGACGAGGAUGGCUGCAUGCUGCCCACCUGCUCUCCUCUGGACUUCCACUGUGAUAAUGGGAAGUGUAUCCGGCGCUCGUGGGUGUGUGACGGGGACAACGACUGUGAGGACGAUUCGGACGAGCAGGACUGCCCUCCACGCGAGUGUGAGGAGGACGAGUUCCACUGUCAGAAUGGUUACUGCAUCCGCAGCCUGUGGCACUGCGAUGGAGACAACGACUGCGGGGACAACAGUGAUGAGCAGUGCGAUAUGAGGAAGUGUUCUGAUAAGGAGUUCCGCUGUUCUGACGGUAGCUGUAUAGCAGAACACUGGUACUGUGACGGAGACACGGACUGCAAGGACGGAACGGAUGAAGAAAACUGCCCCUCAGACCUGCUGACGUCCACCUGUAGUGUAGAGGAGUUCCAGUGUGCGUAUGGACGCUGCAUCCUGGACAUUUAUCACUGCGACGGAGACGACGACUGUGGAGACUGGUCCGACGAAUCAGACUGCUCGUCUCACCAGCCGUGUCGCUCUGCUGAGUUCAUGUGCAGCAGUGGGAUGUGUAUUAACGCUGGCUGGAGGUGUGACGGAGAAUAUGACUGCGAUGACCAAUCAGAUGAGACCAACUGCACUAUCUCUAUGUGUUUGGCGGAUCAGUUCCGCUGUGCGUCUGGUCGGUGUGUACGGUUGUCAUGGCGGUGUGAUGGUGAGGAUGACUGCUCUGAUGGCAGCGAUGAAGAAGGCUGUGAAAAGACUGGAGCUCCUCCGUGUGCCUCUGAUCAGUUUCUGUGUGGAAACGGACGCUGUAUUGGUCAGCGCAAAGUGUGUAAUGAUGUUAACGACUGUGGAGACGGAACAGACGAACAUCCACACCAGGACUGUCGCCCCAGGCCCACUGAGGGGAACUGUAACGUGGGUAACGGCGGCUGCUCUCAGAAGUGCCUGAUGAGCCGAGGGUUAGUCCAGUGCUCCUGUCACACCGGAUACAAGCUCGCAGAGGACGGAAAGACCUGCCAUGAUGUGGAUGAGUGUGCAAAUGAAGGCUACUGCAGUCAGGGCUGCACCAACACUGAGGGGGGCUUCCAGUGCUGGUGUGUUCAGGGCUACGAGCUCCGGCCCGACAAACGCAGCUGCAAAGCUUUGGGUCCGGAGCCUGUGUUGUUAUUUGCGAACCGGAUUGAUAUCCGUCAGGUCUUGCCGCAUCGCUCCGAGUACACUCUGCUGCUGAAUAACCUAGAAAACGCCAUUGCGCUGGACUUCCACCACAGUAAAGAGCUGGUCUUCUGGUCAGAUGUCACGCUGGACCGCAUCAUGAAGGCCAACCUGAACGGCAGUAACGUGGAGGAGGUGGUGUCCACAGGACUGGAGAGUCCAGGUGGUCUGGCCAUAGACUGGAUCCACGAUAAGCUUUACUGGACGGACUCAGGGACGUCUCGCAUCGAGGUGGCUAAUCUGGACGGCACUCACCGGAAGGUCCUGAUAUGGCAGAGUAUGGAGAAACCGCGCGCCAUCGCGCUGCACCCUAUUGAAGGGAAGAUCUACUGGACAGACUGGGGAAACACGCCUCGUAUUGAAUACGCCAACAUGGACGGCUCCGGUCGCAGAAUCAUCGCAGACACAAACCUCUUCUGGCCCAACGGACUGACCAUUGACUACGCUGGACACCGCAUGUACUGGGUGGAUGCUAAGCACCACGUCAUCGAGAGGGCCGACCUGGACGGAAAGAACCGAAAAGCCAUCAUCAGCCAAGGACUUCCUCACCCGUUUGCGAUCACCGUGUUUGAGGACAGUCUGUACUGGACUGACUGGCACACCAAGAGCAUCAACAGCGCCAACAAGUUUACGGGCAAAAACCAGGAGAUCAUCCGCAACAAACUUCACUUUCCAAUGGACAUUCACACACUGCACCCUCAGAGACAGCCUGCAGGUGGCCAUAAUCGCUGUGGGACGAAUAACGGUGGCUGUAGUCACCUCUGCCUCCCCAGCAACAAAGCCUUUACCUGUGCCUGCCCUACAGGCUUCAGAAAGGUGGACCAGUACAACUGCGCUCUGAGUCUUGACAAGUUCCUGCUUUUUGCCCGAAGGACGGACAUCCGUCGGAUCAGCUUCGACACCGAGGACAUGUCGGAUGACGUCAUUCCGUUGGCGGACGUCCGUAACGCCGUGGCACUGGACUGGGACUCCAGAGACGGUCAUAUUUACUGGACCGACGUCACCACUGACUCCAUCAGCCGUGCGCUGUGGAAUGGAUCCAAACAGGAGGUGGUGGUGGACACCAGUUUGGAAAGCCCCGCUGGACUGGCCAUUGACUGGGUCACACACAAAGUUUACUGGACUGAUGCAGGUACUGACCGCAUCGAAGUGUCCAAUGCUGACGGCAGCAUGCGCACAGUCCUUAUCUGGGAGAACCUAGAUCGUCCCCGGGACAUCGUGGUGGAUCCCAUCGGAGGGUAUAUGUACUGGACAGACUGGGGAGCGAACCCCAAGAUUGAGCGUGCAGGGAUGGACGCAUCCAGCCGCAUAGUCAUCAUCUCCACCAACCUGACCUGGCCUAAUGGACUGGCCAUUGACUAUCAGACCGAGAGACUGUACUGGGCCGACGCCGGCAUGAAGACCAUUGAAUUCGGCAGCUUUGAUGGCUCCAACAGACAGGUUUUGAUUGGUAGCCAGUUGCCUCAUCCGUUUGGCCUGACGCUGCACGAAGACAAGAUCUACUGGACGGACUGGCAGUCCAAGAGCAUCCAGAGCGCAGAUAAACUGACCGGUUUGGGCCGCUCUACACUGGUGGAGAACCUGGAGAACCUGAUGGACAUCCACAUGUUCCACCGCCACAGAACGACAGUCCAGACCCCCUGCUUGGUGAAUAACGGAGGAUGUAGUCAUCUCUGUCUUUUGGCUCCAGCACCCAAAGGCUCUAGCUGUGCCUGUCCCACCGGCAUUAACCUACAGGUGGACGGAAAAACCUGCACCCCAGGAAUGAACAGCUUCCUAAUCUUCGCCCGGCGGACAGACAUCAGGAUGGUCUCUCUGGAUAUUCCCUAUUUCGCUGAUGUUGUUCUGGCCGUCAACGGGUCCAUGAAGAACACCAUCGCCAUCGGAGUGGAUCCCAAAGAGGGUAAAGUGUACUGGUCAGACAGCACACUGAAGAAGAUCAGCAGGGCUAAUAUAAACGGCUCCGGCCAAGAGGACAUCAUCUCUUCAGGCCUGAUGACCACUGAUGGCCUCGCUGUAGACUCUGUGGGCAGGAAAAUCUACUGGACGGACACCGGAACCAACCGCAUCGAGGUGGCCAACCUGAACGGUUCCAUGCGGAAAGUUCUAGUUUGGCGGAACCUGGACAGCCCGCGUGCCAUCGCCCUAUACCACGAAAUGGGGUACAUGUACUGGACAGAUUGGGGUGAGCAUGCAAAGCUAGAGAGAGCUGGAAUGGACGGAUCAGACCGUGUAGUUCUGAUCAGUAAUAAUCUGGGCUGGCCAAACGGCCUGGCCGUAGACAAGGCUGGCUCGCAGCUGCUCUGGGCAGACGCUCACACCGAGCGGAUCGAGGCGUCUGACUUGAACGGUUUGAACCGGAGGACGCUGGUGUCUCCAGUGCAGCACCCAUACGGCCUCACGCUGCUCGGCCCGCACAUCUACUGGACGGACUGGCAGAGCCGCAGCAUCCAGAGAGCAGACAAAACCACCGGCACCAACAUCAUCACCAUCCGCUCCAACUUGCCUGGACUCAUGGACAUCGAGGCUGUGGACCGGGAGAGGCCGCUUGGCUUUAACAGAUGUGGGCGGAGAAACGGCGGCUGUUCUCACCUGUGCCUGCCGCGGCCGAACGGGACGUCGUGCGCCUGCCCUACGGGAAUCCUGCUGAAGAGUGACGGCCGCUCGUGUGAGGAAAUGCCUGAGACAUACCUGCUCUUCUCGAACCGCGUCAGUGUCCGGCGCAUUUCCCUGGACACCCCCGACCACACGGACGUACACGUCCCCGUCCCCGAGCUGCACAAUGUCAUCUCUCUAGACUACGACAGCGUGGAGGGGAAGCUCUACUACACCGAUGUCUCUCUGGAUGUCAUCAGGAGAGUAAAUCUGGACGGCAGCAGGAUGGAGACGGUGGUCAGUCAGGGUCUGAAGACCACAGACGGUUUAGCAGUGGACUGGGUGGCACGGAACAUGUACUGGACCGAUACGGGCCGGAACACUAUAGAGGUUUCACGACUGGACGGGUCAGCACGGAAGGUUCUGGUCAACAACAGCCUGGACGAGCCGCGGGCCAUCGCUGUGUUCCCCAGCAAAGGGUUCCUGUUCUGGACAGACUGGGGGCACAUUGCUAAGAUCGAGCGAGCCCACCUGGAUGGUUCUGACCGGAAGGUUCUGAUCAACACGGACCUGGGCUGGCCCAACGGUCUCACGCUUGACUAUGACACACGCAGGAUAUUCUGGGUGGACGCACAUCUGGAUCGUAUAGAGAGUUCUGACCUGAAUGGCAAACUACGCCAAAUCCUCGUCAGCCAUGUUUCGCAUCCUUUCGCUCUCACACAGCUGAAGCCGGUCUCCUCUCCUCUAACCGCUUUCUCCCGAAUCUCACAGCAAGACCGCUGGAUCUACUGGACCGACUGGCAGACUAAAUCCAUCCAGCGGGUCGACAAACACACUGGUCGCAAUAAGGAGACUGUACUUGCCAAUGUAGAGGGGCUGAUGGACAUUAUAGUGGUCUCACCAAACCGCCAGACUGGUACCAACCACUGUGGAGUGAAUAACGGAGGCUGCACUCAUCUCUGCUUUGCAAAGACGAACAGCUUCGUGUGUGCGUGUCCAGACGAGCCGGACGGGCGGCCGUGCUCCACCAUUUCUGGUUAUGUUCCCACGGUGCCUGACAGAGGGACCACCAGCACUCAGUCUCCAAAUAAAAGAGUAAAAGCUCCUACGAAUAAACCCCAGCCAGGUCAUCCUGUGCUCAACUGUACAGAUAAGUCUGCUGGUGUGGAGAACUGCCUUCAGAACAACGUGGUUUCUGCUCCUCAUGGGGAGGGGCUUCAUGUCAGCUAUGUGAUUGGUGGAGCUCUGACCGUUCUGGCUAUUCUCAUACUUAUAGCCGUGUACAUAAUUUACAGGCACAAAAAGUCGAAGUUUGCCGAUCCAGGUGUGAGUAAUCUGACCUACAGUAACCCUUCAUACCGGACGUCUACACAGGAGGUCAAAAUAGAGACUGCUCAGAAACCUCCCAUAUACAACCAGCUGCGAUAUAAAAAAGAGGGUGUUGGUGAAGGCAGCUACACCAAAGAGAAGAUCCGGAUCGUGGAGGGCGUAUGCUUGCUGUCAGGGGAGGAGCUGUACUGGGAGGAUUUAAAGCAGCUGAAGGUGUGCAGGGGGAGUGGCCUCCACGCGUGCAUGCGCACAGACACCGUCUCUCUGCAGGCUAGCUCCGCCUCCCUUGAUGACACAGAGACCGAACAGCUGCUGCAGGGCGACCAAUCAGAAUGCUCCAGCCUAAACACAGCCAUGGUCACGCCCCAGCGGCACAGCGCGCACCCCGACACGGGCUGGGUCCCCAACCGCAAACCCUCCACUGAGAGCGAAGUCUGAUCACACAAACACAUGAACACAUAUACACACAAAUAAACACAUAACAUAUGCGUAAGACUGAAUACACAUGAUGCAAUCACCUGCUGGGCCCAGGCUCCACCCACAAAUGUGUUUGUACCUACUGUUUUUAGGUUGUAUCUUUACAGAAUGCUGGUAAAAGUGCCAUUCAGCCUAAAUUCAGUUUAUAUCACAAUACCUACAUUUAGAGCCAGUUAUUCAUUCAACCUAAUGAGAAACUGUAGAACAGCCUUAGUUUAUAUCACAAUACCUACAUUUAGAGUCGGUUAUUCAUUCAACCUAAUGAGAAACUGUAGAACAGAGUUUAUAUCGCACUUUACUUUUAGAGUGACUUAUUAACUGAGUUGCUUGGGUUAAAUGGGAUUUUUACCAGUGUUUUACAACUGAGCAACAGUAGCUGUGAAAGAACACAUUUGUGGGCAGAGCCUGGAGUGGGUAAAUUUACAUAGCCUUCACUCUUAGGCAUACACUACUGUUCAAAAGUUUGGAAUCACUGUUUUCAAUCAUAUUAAACUAAUUUUGUUGCAGAUAAAUGUAUAAAACAAAUAAGAUGUUAAUACUCUUGAAUUUCACAGGUUUCAAAUAAUCAAUAGGUUAGAUGUGUGAAUAAUGUAGAAGAUUCUAAAAUGACUUAGAAAGAUGUAGAACAUCAAUAAUUAAUAUAUAACAUAAUUAAUAUCCAGAAUGCCUCAUAUUUGAAAUGUAGGGAUCAAAACUCAGACAGAUAAUUAAGAUAAUCAAUGACUAUAAAUACAGUAUAUCAUUUACUUUCUCGCUGGAAAAGUGCAAAUAUUACUGAUAAUGAUACAGUACUUUCUGGAUCUAGCCUGUUAUUUCAGUCCACACUGUAUAAGUUAUAAUUAAAUAAAAUAACAAUCAUUACUGUGACUCCAAAAUUUUGAACAGCCGUGUAUAUACAUACACACACUUGAAAUCUGUAAAUCUGAGCAACUCUAUUACUAUUGUGAAGCCACAGAACAAAGUCAGAUAUUUAACAACCGAUUUGAAGUACAAAGAUGGUAAUAAAACUAGAAUGUCUAUUUUAUUUGAUGUACAGUUGGCAAAACAUGCACGCACAUACAUACAUACAUACAUACAUACAUACAUAUAAGCAUAUAUAGAUACAUACAUUCAUACAGAGGGUUCCAAAAGUCUGAGACUACAAUGGAAAUCUUGGAUUGUUUUUAUGUAAACCUGGAAUUAAACAACAAAGUUUUAGAAUUGUGAAAAAUUUAAAACAAGUGUUAGAAGUUAAAUGAAGAAGAAAUAUUCAAAAUUAUGCUCUGUUUCUGACACUAUUCAAAUAUAAGCGAAUUUGUGACAGUGUGGGGUCCAUGCAGCUCAUGUGCAUGCUGUCAUUAAAGCAAAAGAGGGACACACCACCAAAUACUGAGGAAUUCUGAAAUUCACAUUCAAAGAAUCUACUUUUCACUCAGAUUGUUAUGCUAAUAAUGUCAUUUAUAAUGAAUAACCUUAUGUUAAAUUCAAAAGGAGUGCAAAAUAGAAGCAUUUUCACCAGUGCUCUUACAUUUUUGGACCUCACUGUAAACACAUACAUACACUUACACUAACACACCACAGCAACAUCCUGGUUUCCGGCCCUCCGUCCACCAUCCCUGACCUUUCGACCCUGACCCUGACCUCGACCUCCUUUCAUACACAUGACUGAAACGAGAAAAGAGCUGAUGGAGCGAGAGAACAAAAGAAAGACAUUUUCCCAAGUUGGGAGCGAGACUAAAACCUGAAAUAUCCUGGAGUUUGUUUUUUGGUAUACGAGGACAGCGUGCUGUGUAUAAAAUUCAGCUUUUUGUGGACUUCUGAUGCAAAAAAAAAAAAAA